AUUUCCUUAAUAAUGCCCAUAUGCAGUAAUAUUUUGUACUUAUUUAAUUUUAUUUUCCUCUAUUCAGAAAUCAGGCCACAAUGAUUAUUAUAAGAGAAGGCGUCUGUCGGGUUGGGAAGAACUACCAAGAUGGAAGUUCUGCAAUCGAUUACUAGCAAUUUAAAUGCCAGCGCACUCAUACCCCAAGCAGAGGUGCAAGGUGCAGAUCUAUACGCUGGACAGGACCUCAGCGGCUUGAACUUGCUUGAGAAAGCUUGGGUGAACUGGUACAUCUGGUGGGGAAACCCUGUUAUAGCGACGGGUGUUAUGAGUUUCCUGAUGCACGAAGUCGUUUACUUCGGACGCUCAAUCCCAUGGAUCAUUAUCGAUCAUAUUCCCUACUUUAGACAGUGGAAGUUACAGCCACACAAGAUACCAUCAGAUUGGGAUCAAUGGCGCUGCACUUACCUCGUUUUGUUGCAGCAUUUUACCAUCGAAUUGCCACAAAUCUGGGGUUUCCAUCCGUUAGCGGAGUAUUUCGGUAUGCUUACCUACCAAGUACCAUUCCCAUCAGUCUGGCAGAUGGCUAAACAGAUCGCUAUCUUUUUUGUUUUCGAGGAUACCUGGCACUUUGUCUUCCAUAGAGCGUUACACUGGGGACCACUUUACAAGCGCAUACACAAGCAACACCACGAGUUUAGUGCGCCAUUUGGAUUAGCAGCUGAAUACGCACACCCUAUCGAAGUUGGUCUCACUGGUUUCGGUACCGUUGGUGCACCUAUCCUCUACGCAGCCUUCUUAGGUGAAAUCCACAUUGUCGGGGUUUACCUAUGGAUCACUUGUCGUUUAUUCCAAGCUAUUGACUCACACUCGGGCUACCACUUCCCAUGGUCACUUAACAACUUCCUUCCUUUCUGGGCAGGUGCUGAGCAUCACGACUACCACCACGAGAAGUUCACAGAGUGCUACUCAAGUAGUUUCAGACACUGGGAUUGGCUCUUCGGAACCGACAAAAAGUACCACGCCUACAGAGCGAAGCAAGCAGCUCAAAAGAAGGCUAAGAAAGCCCAAUAGUUCUGUAUUUAAAUUUUAGGGAUAUUGUAUAGAUCAUAAACAGUUUUAAUAUUUGCAUUUAUUUAUCUU
Molecule: messenger RNA, 1122 nt
Organism: Wallemia mellicola CBS 633.66
Lineage: Eukaryota; Fungi; Basidiomycota; Wallemiomycetes; Wallemiales; Wallemiaceae
Exons: 3
Coding region: 130-1053 (307 amino acids)
Biological process (GO): ergosterol biosynthetic process
Molecular function (GO): C-4 methylsterol oxidase activity; iron ion binding
Source: RefSeq, a predicted model, not a curated record